Molecule: messenger RNA, 1200 nt
Organism: Arthroderma uncinatum
Lineage: Eukaryota; Fungi; Ascomycota; Eurotiomycetes; Onygenales; Arthrodermataceae
Product: CAMK/CAMK1/CAMK1-CMK protein kinase
Exons: 4
Coding region: 1-1200 (399 amino acids)
Biological process (GO): cellular response to oxidative stress; protein phosphorylation
Molecular function (GO): calcium/calmodulin-dependent protein kinase activity; ATP binding
Source: RefSeq, a predicted model, not a curated record
AUGCUCAACAAGCUGCAGGGCCAGCCCGAAAGCUACGACAAGAAAUCACAGUAUCGCUUCGGAAGGACACUCGGAGCUGGUACAUAUGGAAUCGUUCGAGAGGCAGAUAGUCCAAACGGGAAGGUUGCUAUAAAGAUCAUCCUCAAGAAGAAUGUCAAGGGGAACGAGCAGAUGGUUUAUGAUGAGCUGGACAUGUUGCAGAGGCUGCACCACCCCAAUAUCGUCAGAUUCCAUGACUGGUUUGAAUCGAAGGAUAAAUACUACAUCGUAACCCAGCUGGCCACCGGUGGUGAACUCUUCGAUCGAAUCUGUGAUUACGGGCGAUUUACCGAGAAAGAUGCUUCACAAACCAUUAGACAAAUUCUAGAUGCCGUGAACUAUCUCCAUGAACGUAAUGUAGUUCAUCGAGACUUGAAGCCGGAAAAUCUUCUAUAUCUCACUACUGAACAGGACUCUCCCCUUGUCCUUGCAGAUUUUGGAAUUGCAAAGAUGUUGGACAGCGACUCCGAGGUGCUCACAUCCAUGGCUGGCUCCUUUGGCUACGCCGCUCCGGAAGUGAUGCUAAAACAGGGCCACGGGAAGGCCGUCGACAUGUGGUCUAUGGGUGUCAUUACAUACACACUCCUCUGCGGAUACUCCCCUUUCCGAUCAGAGUCUCUCAAUGAUCUGAUUGAAGAAUGCCGAACUGGCCGUAUCGUCUUCCAUGAACGAUACUGGAAGGAUGUUUCCAAGGACGCUAAGGAAUUCAUCCUCACCCUCCUUCAGCCAGACCCAACCCUCCGUGCAACUAGUGAAGAAGCUCUACAGCACAGAUGGCUCAAGGGUGAAACUGCCACGGACCACAACAUUCUUCCUGAACUUAAGACUUAUAUUACACGGAAUCGACUAAAGCGUGGAAUUGAAAUCAUCAAGCUUGCAAACCGCAUCGAGGCCCUUAAGAUGCAGGACGAGGGCGAUGAUAUUCCUGGCGCUACUGCCGACAGCCUUGAUGAUAAGGAAGCAAGUGACAAGCCUGCUGCCGAUGACAAAGCUGCUACAUCCGAUGCUCCACCAUCUAACAAGGGCCGUCUUAGCAGACUUGCGCGAGGAGCUAUAUUCAGAGAGGUAGUGUUGGCCAAAGUCCGGGAAAUGAAACAGCAAGAGCAGCAGCAUCAAGUUGAAAAGGAGGUUCUAGAGAAGGUUGAGAAGAAGGGACACUAA